Molecule: messenger RNA, 2183 nt
Organism: Pantherophis guttatus
Lineage: Eukaryota; Metazoa; Chordata; Lepidosauria; Squamata; Colubridae
Gene: DOK1
Product: docking protein 1
Biological process (GO): Ras protein signal transduction; positive regulation of MAPK cascade; cell surface receptor protein tyrosine kinase signaling pathway
Cellular component (GO): cytoplasm
Source: RefSeq, a predicted model, not a curated record
UCCGCUUCGCCAUCGUCCGCCGCCGCCGCCGCGCCCAGCUCACGUUCCGAAUGGACCCGCCGGCGAAGUCGGGGCCGCUCCUGCUACAGCAGCCACCGGGGUUGCUCCUGGGGGCCAAGCGGUGGAAGAAAAGCUGGUUUGUGCUGUACCCAGCAAGUCCUCAUGGAGUUGCCCGUCUGGAGUUCUUUGACUGCAAGGAAGGAGCUGCUCCAGCUGACCGGAUCAGUACCAAGAGGCUGGACAAGAAGAUUGUGCGGCUGGCAGAUUGCGUGAGUGUGGCUCCUGCCCUGGACUGCAGCCCCAAGGAGGGCUUGGCUGCCUUCUGCCUGGAGACCAGCAGCCGCACCUACGUCUUUGCCACCGAGCCACAGGAGGCGGCUGACUGGGUGGCGAAGCUCUGUGAGGCAGCCUUUCUGACUAACCCUGGGAAAAUGACCCCAUCUGCUACGGAGACCGUUGGAGAACGGGACCUGGAAAUGGCCACAAACUCCAUUUACUACUCAAGAGAAGAAGUGAAUGAGUUCUGGGUCACUGUGCAGAAGACUGAAGCUGCUGAGCGCUGCAAGCUGCAAGGGAGGUAUGUGCUGAAGGCCUCUUGGAACAAGCUCAUCCUCAGAGAGGCCCCCUCCAGCCUGCCCCUCUACACAUGGCCCUAUCGCCUCCUUCGCAGAUAUGGCAGGGAUAAGGUAAUGUUCUCCUUCGAAGCUGGCCGGCGCUGUGAAUCCGGUCCUGGCAACUUCACCUUUGAGACCAAGCAGGGCAACGAGAUCUUCCACAUGGUGGAGGCUGCAAUCCAAGCUCAGAAGGCCCAGGUAGAAGGGCAUCGGCAAAGCAGCAGCUCCCUUGAGAUGGAGACCCCUGGCGUCUUCUCCCUCCAGAACGCUGUGGCCAACUCCCUCAGCCUGGAGGGAGAGGGCGCUACUGCUGCUUCGGAGAGACGGCCGCCCAGGUGCACCUUGGCAGCCAGGGCCAGCGUCGCUGGGGAGGGGAAGGAAGCCGCCAUGCCCAAAGGGCAAAACCCAUGGCCGAGCUCUUCGCUGCGGCCCUCCCUCUCUGGGAUGGCUGGCUCUGUGGAGGACACCAACAAUGUCUACUCUGAGCCUCUGGAUGCGGUGAAGGGCUCGCGGCCAGACUCCCUCUACGCUGACCCCGUUGACAGCCAGCGUCAGGAAGAAGGGCCAGGCCGGGGCUCUAGCCUGGCGGAGGAGCAGCCCAGGCCACGGACUUGCGGGGUCCAGAGCGGCAAGCAGCACAUCUAUGAUGAACCUGAGGGAAGAGCCCUGUGGCCCACCCCCACUUCGGCCGCCAUCUACGAUGAGGCACGUCUCCCCUGCGAGGCCUGGCGGACUCAGGGCUUGGAGAGCCAAGCUGGCUAUGAGUUGCCGUGCCUUCCUGGAACCGGUGAUUAUGCUGUCCCUGCUUUCCACCAAAAGGCUGGGCUGAAACCCCCCAGGCCCAGCCCUGCUCCCAAGCCUCCCCGGGUGCACAAGAAAUCCGCUCAGCCAGAGGCCAGCAAGACCAGAGCAGCCCCCACCCUGGGCCCAGAGGGGGUCUGUAACAGCAACAACAGCAACAACGGCAGCGACCCACUCUACAGCCGUGUGCUCAAGCCGCCCUCGGCCCUUGGCCCUUUGGGACCCGAGCAAUCGGUGGACGAAAGCCGGCCAGCCGCUGUGUACGAAGACCUGGGGGAGAUCUGAGAAGGGACCCUGAGCUGGGCUGGAGCCAGAGCAGCCUUUCCAGUGGGACCUUCUUCUGCAGGCUGCCUGCUGGGGAGGGGGGCUAGCCAUGCAUACGCCUUCUUGGAAGAGGCAGGCCGAGACCCCAAGUGACAGCAAUCUUGUUGGGCAGCAAAGGCUGCCUCUUCCAUGAGGGCCCUAGCCACUGUGUGGGAAUGGCCUCCAAAGGGAGGACGGACCCCUGGGGAGCACACAGCCCCCUCCUGACCCCCGGGACAUCGCUUCUUUGGGACUGCAGUCUUUGGCAGUAAGCCCAGAAAGCCUGACAAGCCAUUUAGGAGGUUGCUGCUUCCUUUGGUUGCUGCAGAAUACUGGGGAGAGCCCCUGCUGGCCCACUGCCCCCCCCUCCCCCCAAUGUUAGAGGCAGCCUGCAUGGUGGGCUGAGGCUUCCGGCUCUGUGCCCAAGGCUGUCCUGCCUCUGCAGGAGGCUGAGAAGGGCUCCUG